This is a messenger RNA of Physella acuta, 8266 nucleotides long. Its product is annotated as toll-like receptor Tollo. NCBI's taxonomy places the organism in Eukaryota, Metazoa, Mollusca, Gastropoda, Physidae. Gene Ontology annotation, biological process: signal transduction. The record is from RefSeq and is a predicted model, not a curated record. Gene Ontology annotation, cellular component: plasma membrane. Gene Ontology annotation, molecular function: protein binding; signaling receptor activity.
UACUUGCAGUCAAGUUGUAAGGCCGGCAGGACAACUCGUGGGGACAGGGACAAUGGGAGAUCGUGUGGAUAAAACUACAGCAGGAUCGGACUAUUGUGAUUCUUUUCCCACUUGCUAAAGCUAAUUGGAUAAAUAUUUUGUUUGUUUUAUCGAAGGUCUGCAACUAACGGCUGAAUCCGGUUCCAGACUAGCAGAAUUCUCACCACCACGUGACAAAAUAUACUGGCUUUGAUUGGUGCCUGACAUUAACAAACUACUGCAUAACGGUUUGAGGGAGUUAUAAAUAAACAAACGGGUAUUCCCUGUGUGCAGCCCAUGUGAUAAGAUGUAGAGUUCUUGGCGUCAUCUGCGCGGAAAUAAACAAGUUGGAUAUUUAUAUCAUCGGGAAUUCCAUGAACGUCACAAGGACGAGCCAUAUGUAAGAGGAUGGCAGCCGGUGUGUCGAUCUACGCGUCACUACUCACCAGGAUGUUUCUAGUCCUUGCUAUCUGGACACUGUCCACCCAGUGUCUGGCACUGACUCACACAAGCCACCACACCUCCAUCCCCACAGUCAACCCCUUCACCGACUACAUCUGCCCCAACCAGUGCGCGUGUUACAUCCAAAACGAGACCAACUCACUCCCCAUGAUUUUGGUCAACUGUACCGUGGCCUACUUUUCACCUGACCUGCCCUCCGUCACGACACUGUUACGUCACAUUGCCAACCCUCACACAGGCACUGCAAUGUUCACCUGCUCAUUCAGCAUCAUCAACAUCCACGACCCACAACCGGAAUCCCAACUUUGGAGCGGAAUGUUUGACCAGCUGGCCAACCUGAGAGAGCUCACCUUUACAAGAUGUGCAUUCAAAAACCUGUACAGGAGCGCUUUCCUCGGUCUGCGAUCUCUGACGAAGCUUCAGAUCCAGCAGGCUAACCUGAAGUUCGUUGACCCGGAGCUUCUGACCUUCCUCCCCAGCCUGCAGGUUCUGGAAGUCUCCAACAGCUCUCUCUCCCACCUGUUUCCUGUCUGCCAGGCCAAGUCGUUGAAAUCUCUAAGACUCUCCAUGAACGAGAUCCAGAAGUUCGAGGACGCGGGUCUGUUCUGUAACCAGACGCAUCCAUCAAUGUUGGAGGUUGUUGACCUCUCAGCAAAUCAACUUACCAAAGUCCCUCAGUGGUUUUCUUCUAGCUUGCCGCACGUGUUUGUACUGUCUGUAGCCAACAACUCCAUCUCCUAUUUGGAGAACUUUCCCUUCGAACAUUCUGGGAAUAUGUACCAAUUAGACUUGACAAAUAAUGAAAUCAACGACUUCAACUCGGGCGACUUCCACGGUCUGGUGAACUUGCGCUAUUUGAAGAUCUCGGACAAUGACGUGUCCAGCUUGCCCAGACGUUUCCUGUCCAGUGUUUCUUCCAUAGCUGGUCUAGAGAUGGCCAGCAUGGGGCUGGACGAGAACGUGUGGAUGGAGCUGACCAACCUGAACUCUCUAAUGGAGCUAGACUUGUCCAACAACAAGAUCUCCGCUAUCAAUAUGGAAGUGAUGGGGCAGUUUUUGAAACUGGAAUCCCUUUCGCUACGGAACAAUAAUAUUUUAUUUGUCCACAAGGACACAUUCGUCAACCAAACUCGGCUGGCACAGCUCGAUCUCUCGAGCAACAACCUCUUUGAUGUCCCAGAGAGUUUGUUUAGAAGGCAGUACCUGCUGAAGCACCUUCUCCUGGGCUACAACAGGAUCAAAAGCAUUGGCCAAGACGCCUUCGCCGAGCUGAAGCAGUUGGCAAGGCUAGAGCUGAAAUAUAACAUGCUCACCAACCUGCCCACCCGAGCUCUCUACAGCCUCACCAACCUAGUCAACCUUGACCUUUGCUGCAACACCUUGACCACGCUGGAACCCGACCUUCUGGCUAAGACAAAAGCCUUGACCUACUUUAACGUGUCCUUCAACAACUUGAAAGAGAUUCCAGUCCUCAGCUACGCCGAGUCCCUGCAGGUCGUAGACCUCAGCAACAACGUCAUCACGUCCUUGCUGCCAGUCACAUUCCAAGACCUGCAGGCACUCAAGAAGAUCGUCCUGAGCAACAACCAGCUGACAUCGCUGCACGUCCGACAGUUUAAAGGCUGCGAGAGCCUCGAAGUCCUUGACCUCUCGUCCAACUCAUUAAAUAAAUUAGACGUCGACAUCUUCACGUUUGUCAAGAGCAUCGUUGAGAUCAACUUGUCCAAUAACCAGCUGACUAGCUUCAGUCAGGAGUUCAUGUCUCUGGUUAAUUUAAAAAUCUUAAAUUUAUCUGGCAACAAAAUCACACAAACGUAUCGUGGACAGUUCCCCAACCAUGUCGAGAUCAUCGACCUGAGUAGGAAUAACAUUGCCAAUAUUAAAGUCCACACGUUCAAGUCUCUCAAAAAGAUUGUCAACGUGAACCUGAGCUACAACAACUUGACCACCUUGUCCAGACUGGGCGUUGAGAUCGAUAUCCAUUUAGGUUACAGUCCAUCGUUUGAUCUGUCCUACAAUCCGUUUGUAUGUGACUGUAGCCUUGGCUGGCUGAAGGACUGGACCGAGGGGAAACUCAAAGACCUGGGGAACCUCCCAACCUUUAAAAUGCCGUUCUCUUUUCGCUGCCACGCCCCCAUGUAUUCCAGCUUGAAGGUGCUACAAACUCUCCGACGCGACGAGUUCUUGUGUCCCUACAAGAUCAUCUGCGAGGAGAACUGCAUGUGCUGCGACUACGCUGCCUGCCACUGCAAGUACCACUGCCCGAGCUCCUGCAACUGCUUCAUCGGCGACGACCACCUCAACAUCCAUCAAGUCUUCUGCGACUCAGCCAACCUGACCAACAUCCCCAUCGGUCUGCCAGAAGGCGCCACCCAACUACGUCUCGACGGCAACAACAUCUCAACGCUACAGCAGCACACGUUCCUGGCACUGAAACACGUACAGGAACUCUAUCUCAACAACAGCCAGAUCUACUUCAUACAGAACAACACGUUCAAAGGUCUCAAAGCUGUCCAGGUCAUAUACCUAAAUAACAACAAUCUCUUCUCAAUCCCAGCCAUUGUGUUUAAAGGCCUAGACCUUCUUGAAAAACUCUACCUUCAAAAUAAUGACUUACAUGUAAUAGAAAGCAAUGCUUUCCUCAACCCAAUGAAGCUGAACCUGGUCAAUUUACAAAACAAUGCGCUAAGUUCUGUAUCCCUGGAUGAGAUCUGGGGUUUGACGAACCGUUCUACAGCUCUGGGUCUCAGACCGAGCAUCUUCCUCAGCGGAAACCCCUGGACGUGUGACGCAGACUUUGUUUGCAACUUCCUGCACUUUCUGCGCGUGAACUCUAUGUACGUGCCGGACAGUUCGGACGUGGAAUGUGUCGCUCCUAAUCCCACAGACAAACCACAACAAGGUGGCAGACAAGAGGGACUUGUCAACAUGCAGUUCGAAAUAUGCGCGGACAACCAGGCCAACUUCACAAACCUGACCAGAACAGUGGCGCAAGCUUCUUCAGCUAAAACUGAAACAUACGCUCUCAUCGCCGCCUGCGUUGUCAUUUCUUUUGGUCUUUUUCUUUUAAUAGUGGCAUACUUCAACAGAAACUUUCUGCAAGUUCUGUGUUUUACAAGAUUCGGCCUGAGAGUGUUUAAAAUGGCGAAAGGCAUAGACGAUAACGAGCGUCCGUAUGACGCCUUCAUCUCCUACAGCAACAAGGACGAGGAGUUUGUCAUCCAGCAGUUGGCGCCCAGGCUGGAGAACGGCCACAAGAAGUUCAGGCUGUGCGUGCACUACCGGGAUUUCCCGGUCGGCGCGUGUAUCGCCGAGACGAUCGUGCGCAGUGUCGAGGCCAGCAAAAGAACGAUUCUAGUGGUGUCUGACAACUUCUUAGACUCGGAAUGGUGCCGGUUUGAGUUCCAGACUGCUCAUCAGCAGGUCCUGAACGAGCGCCGAAACAGGGUGAUACUCAUCCUCAUGCAUGACCUUGACACCGAGAAGCUGGACAGCACGCUGAGGGUGUACAUGCGCACAAGGACAUACUUGAAGUACGAUGACCCCUGGUUCUGGGAGAAGCUCAUGUUCGCCAUGCCCGACGUCCGGCCGCGGAAACAGGAAAUUCCGUGCAGGAUUCAGGUGAACAGGGACAUGACCUACAUGCCGCAGGGUCAGCAGGUGUUUGACCAGCAGCCACGGAUCCGAACCCGGCACCUGGUGAACGGGCACCUGUGCGAGACGAUCCACAACGACAUGUACGAGAUCCCCGUCAUGGAGACGACCAGCGGUCACUACCAGCUGGCCAACGGUGUCUGCUGCAGCACCCACACCAACUCCGCCUACCACAACUCGGACGGCAGCGACAGCACAUCCGGGUACCAUAACGGCUCCAUCAGCGGGAGCUACGGCCACUACGAGGAGGUGGGGCCGGGCUCCACCUCCAUACAGAGCACCCCCCAGAAACUGAUCGGCACCCCUCCCCCCGUGCCGUCCAUACCCAAAGAAGGUUUCCUGCCCAUCAGCCGUGCCCGGACCGCGUACGUGUAAAUAAUUCUCAGAAAAAAAACAAUCAGUAUUUAGCAAUUCUUGCAGAAUAAAAGACAGAAGCCAAUUGUAUAAAGACAAACUUUCUUUCAUAGAUUUGAUUUUAUCGUUGCAGUAUGUUUUAUUGAUGUAAAUAUAUGUAUAGUCCUGAAUUGGUGUAAAUAGCAGUUUAAAAGCUUGCCAUUUUUAACUUGAAUGCUUUAUAAGAAAUUGUAUGUAAUGUUUUAUAAGAUGUUUCCCUGCCAAAAUACUAGUUGUUAUGUCAGAUGUUUUCUCUCGUAAAUCUUUCAAGUUGUCAAUUUUAUGAUGUUGUUUCAUUGUUUCAGUGGAAUCUCAAUGCAAAUGGCUCAUCAAAUAUAUUUUAACUAAUUUUAAAAGAAUUGAAUCUAAAUCUAAGCAAAGAAAAAUUUUAAUUUUACAAAAUGUUAGCUUGUUGGGUAUCUAAUGAAAAAAAAUAAAGAUUUGUGUGAUUUAUAUUAUACACUUUUUUAGACCUAAGUAAAAUUUAUUGUCAUUGAUAAAUUUUUAUAAAAAAAAAAAACGAUCUCAGACGCAUUUUAAUUUAUUCUUCAAAAGAAAAACAGUUUCUACCAUGAAUAAGGUAGAUAAAAAUUCGGUUCUUGAAUAUAUCAACUAAAAGUAAAUUAAAAUAGUAAAACGCUUCUUUCUAAUGAUUGAAAUAGUUUGGUCGUUAUCAUAGUAUUUAAGACCAUUUUCUUGUUAUCGAUGUUUUUAUUUGAACUAAGGUGUGAUCAAGAUGAUUAGUUUCCAGUGUUUAGCCUUAGCGCUGUUUGUUUUUUGAGCUCUGGAUAGCAUGAGUCACAUUAUUCUCUGUAUAGCCACUCUACGCAGAAGUUCGACAAUCGGUAAAUACGAAUUUAAAAUAGAUGAUGGUAUUUUAAAAAGCAAAAUUUGAGAUUAUUUGUUUAAUUUUUCAAAGUAAAUAUUUUGAGAUGAAUUUGAUAACACUGAAUAUUUUAGUGGGAUGGGAAGUAACUGUGGUAUUCCUAAUUGUGAUGUGUCAAAGCCAUGUAAUUCAAAUACUGGUUGAGCUUAAUACUAGCACAACCUGCAGAUUGAGACAAAAUUUAUUGUACUAUAUUCGGAGAGCUAAACCGAAAAGAAGACAAAAUUUCAUAUACGUAAAUUUAUUCUGAUUGCUGUAAAACCGCUAAUAUUUAUGUAAUCGGCACAGUGCUAAAGCAAGGAUAAAUAUUCUGUCACAUUAUUUAGAUGCUGAGGAUUUAUAUGAUUCUGAUGUCACGAUGACUAUUAUUUGUUUCAUUAAUAAAUAAAGUAGAUGUAUUUUACUAAAAAAAAAUACUUAUUUAGCACAGCGAUAUAAAUUUAUUACAAAUGAUUGAAUAUGUUGUGCUGUAGUGGCCUUAUGUUCAAAGAAUUAAAUCAUGCUCUCUAGUAUGUAGACUAUCCACUUUAUACAUGCUUUUUUUUUUUAAACUAUAAUUAUGACUGGUAUUUGUGUUACUAGAUGCAAGGCAUAAAGCAAACUUUUGAAAUCCAUAAUAUGUUUGUGUAUGUAUCCAAAAGAAGUUUUAUUUCUUUGUUUAAAAUUGUGUAAAUGGCAUACGACAGUAUUCAAACAGGGUAAGAGCGCUUUUGUAAUCUUAUUUUAGUUUUGAUGUUUUUAUCUACCUGAGUGACGUUUUAAAACAACAUAACUUGCUUUAUUCAGUGAUAAGCGUACAAUGUUUAGAGGUGUUUCCGGUUAGGUGAUUUUAGACCUGGGGUGGGGUGGUUGUUUUUUUUAAAGUUAGUCCCUAUUUACCUAUAACUUAACUGAAAUCAAAACUAUGACACCUGCGAAAUUAGAUGAUGUAGCCCUUCUAAAACUGUGAUGACCCAAACAUUUCUUAAUGUUUUAUAGCGGUAAAUAAACCAUUCCCUAGGCUAUACGGUAAACAGACCGUACCCUAGACUAUGAGGUAACUAGACCGUACCCUAGACUAUGAGGUAACUAGACCGUACCCUAGACUAUGAGGUAACUAGACCGUAGCCUAGACUAUGAGGUAACUAGACCGUACCCUAGACUAUGAGGUAACUAGACCAUACCCUAGACUAUGAGGUAACUAGAUCUUACCCUAGACUAUGAGGUAACUAGACCGUACCCUAGACUAUGAGGUAACUAGACCGUACCCUAGACUAUGAGGUAACUAGAUCUUACCCUAGACUAUGAGGUAACUAGACCGUACCCUAGACUAUGAGGUAACUAGACCGUACCCUAGACUAUGAGGUAACUAGACCGUCCCCUAGACUAUGAGGUAACUAGACCAUACCCUAGACUAUGAGGUAACUAGAUCUUACCCUAGACUAUGAGGUAACUAGAUCUUACCCUAGACUAUGAGGUAACUAGACCGUACCCUAGACUAUGAGGUAACUAGACCGUACCCUAGACUAUGAGGUAACUAGACCGUACCCUAGACUAUGAGGUAACUAGACCGUACCCUAGACUAUGAGGUAACUAGACCGUACCCUAGACUAUGAGGUAACUAGACCGUACCCUAGACUAUGAGGUAACUAGACCGUACCCUAGACUAUGAGGUAACUAGACCGUUCCCUAGACUAUGAGGUAACUAGACCGUUCCCUAGACUAUGAGGUAACUAGACCGUUCCCUAGACUAUGAGGUAACUAGAUCUUUCCCUAGACUAUGAGGUAACUAGACCGUACCCUAGACUAUGAGGUAACUAGACCGUACCCUAGACUAUGAGGUAACUAGACCGUUCCCUAGACUAUGAGGUAACUAGACCGUUCCCUAGACUAUGAGGUAACUAGACCGUUCCCUAGACUACAAGAGUACUGAAUUAUUAAAACACAUUAAAACACUAAUUGCAGUCGGCUGGUAUGACGUCAUUGGCAUUUGGUUUGAUAAACAUAGACUAAAACGUGAUUGGAUUUAAUUAGUUUACAGCCCCGGGGUGGGCAUUAGGUGGACGGAGGGUGAUUUGAUAUUUGUUGGGGGGGGGGGGCAAACUGUGGUGGUUGUGUCAGAAAUAGUGUGGGUAUAUGGGUGGGUGUGGUAAAAUAUAGUGUGGGUAUACUGGUGGGUGUGGUAAAAAUAGUGUGGGUCUAGGGGUGGGUGUGGCAAAAAUAGCGUGAGUCUAGGGGUGGGUGUGGUGUAACAAAACAAUAUCUUCUGCUGAGGUAAGCCUACUUAGAAGUCCAGGAAAUCGUGCUUGUACUUAAACAAAAUUAAUAUGUAAUUAUUUACCGAAGGUACUAUAGUUCUAAUAAAAAAAUAAUGAAUGUCUAGAUCAAUUUUAUUUAGAACUUUAGAAAUUUUUAUGAAUAUCUAUAACAACUUUGAACAUAUGACAGUGUCUCAUUAAGUGAUGUCAUCUCACCACAUUUCUAAUGCAUGCCAAAAUUUCCCAGCUCGUUCGUAACUUGGGUUGUUCGUACUCCGAGACCCUAUCAACCAAACAGCUUCAGACUGUGACUGAUUUGCCUUAUACCUUAUGCAUUUUGCUAAGUUCUCCAGCUGCGAUCUAACAUCUAGUCAUUGAUUGUCAACACAUUACCGCUUCAGAGACUUAAUUUUCCUGUGUAUUCUAGCAGCGUUUGGUCUUUAAACUUUUGAAUGUCAAGCAUUGAGCUUUGUUUUCCAGAAAAUUUUGGGAAUUUUUUCCAAUAAAACGUCAUAUUUUUUUGUGCAAUACUAUCCAAAUGUAUUUAAAAUUUAUUGUGCUAAAUUUAUAAUUAGUACAAUUACGUAUGCUUUUUUAAAAACUGUUUCAAACAAUA